Messenger RNA from Caenorhabditis auriculariae, 3152 nucleotides. The record is from the annotation of a GenBank genome assembly. NCBI's taxonomy places the organism in Eukaryota, Metazoa, Nematoda, Chromadorea, Rhabditida, Rhabditidae.
AUGGGGGCCACGGCACAGAAUGGCGUCGGCCGACGUGGAGUUCUCAUUGUUUUUGAAGGUGAUUUGUUGAACUAGUCGGUUCAGAACUGCUCAGAAAAGGAUUUUUUGAGUUCUGUUCGAAAAUAUGUGUAGUUUGAUGUCGUUUUAUGAGGAUCCUCCUAGAAAAACUACGAGAAAGAUCUUUUGAACAAUUUUUUUGGUCUCUUUUUACAAGAAGAUAGGCUUUUUGUAUUGGCUUUUAAGAAAUCUUAUGGCGUUCUUCUCGGCUUCCUUCUUUCAACCUUUCUCGCGUUCUUGAAUGCGAUCUUCAGAAGUUCUUAAUGUGAAAAUAGACAAAACUAAAAUCCUCUCUCAGUGUUUUAUCGGGUUCUGUGCCUUUGAAAAACCUACCGAGCAGUUUUGAGCCCACUUUAUACCUUUUUUUGAGUUUUCAUGGAAUCCAAUUAGUUUAAGGCCUCGACCGCAGUGGAAAAUCAACCCAAGCUCGUCGACUCCUCGAUUUUAUAAAUAAAGAAAAAGGCCAAGGCGAUUCUUCCAGUCCGGCUGCCAUUUUGCAGGCGUUUCCUGGUGAAAAAAUCAUUGGAUUUAAAUGAUUUUCUUGAUUCUUCAGACAGAAAAGAGCCCUUUGGACAAGUUAUCGACAAGUAUUUACGGAAGGAAAUCGAUCUUUGUGAACGGGCCCUUCAUUUGGCUUUUUCCGCGAAUCGAUGGGAGAAGGUUGGAUUUUUCGAUUAAAUAUAUCUGAAUAAAAAAAGUUUGAAUUCAGAACUUAUCUGUUUCUUGUUUAUUUGUGAAGAGUUUCAAAGCUCUAAAUUUCCCUGUAUGUCGUGUUUGAAAGUAAUUUUUUUGAAGGCUGCAGUAUAACCAAAAUGUAGAACGUGAAUUCGAAAAAAAUAAUCUUUCAAACAAUCGUUACAAACGAAAGAGGAUAGAAAAAAACUGAAAAAGAUUUUAAUCUGGCGUAAAGUUUGAAUGUUUCAAAAAAGUUGAAUGUUACAAAAACCAGAUUUUGACGGCCCAAAAUGAAAGAUUUCGUGUUUUUCAUUAACUUUUAUGUCAACCGUUUUAACUUGAGCUGAAAUGUAAAUAUGUUAUGUGUGUUCAUUAAGAUUUGAUAGCAUUAUUAGGCGGAAAAAGGAAAAAAAUUCAGAAUUUUUUUAAAAACUGACUUUUUGAAAUUUUCAUACUAUGAAGAAAUACGCUUUUUUUCAACCGUUACCUCAUGAGAAAUGUGUUAAGAGUGGAACCAAAGAGGCAAAAAGUUUGCCAGGGACGGGAUUCGAACCCGCGAAGGAUUAAUCCGUAUGAACAUAAGUCAUAUGCCGUUGACCACUUGGCUACCCUGGCCCAUCAACUAAGUUUCUUAUGCAGUAUCCGUCCUUGUGUGACGGCUGGGGAUUUUGAAGUCGUGGUUUCCCACUACCAACAUUUCUUAAACCCCUUGGUUGGGUCGGGGAUCGAACUUGUGACCCUGUGGACCGUAGACAGGCACACAACCUGUUGCGCUCCGGUGCGCCCAAGUAUGUGUAUGGGCAGUGUAUCAUAUAUUAUACCUUUCCUCAAGCUCCAAUAUUUCAUCCUCAUUUGUUUGCCAUGAGAGGCGGCGCCUGUGGCACCCGCCUUAUCUAUUGAUUUCUAUCUCACUCUGGCAUAAUUCAAGAACACCGAGCACUACGUGAUCUGAGCCGAGUUUGCACUAAAGUACUUUGAGAUGAGGAAACAUUUCCGUCGUCAAAGUCUCUUUUAUUCGAAGUCUGAGUUAUAAGAAGUUUUCACGCUGUAAGUUGAAGAAAAAAGGGUUAGAUUGAAAAAAUGGAGGUCGAAUGUGAAGACUUUCAUCUCAUUUUCUAGGUUUUCCAGAUUUUUUUAAUGAAAAGUUUCUUUCAAUUUAAAAAACUGAGUUAUUUUCGAAAUAACAGUUUUACAAUGUUAUCGCUCAAACUUGGAAUAGCUUGUUUUUUUACGAGUUUUUUUAGAACUGCUUUAAUUUCAAUUAACAUUGUAGCGCAUAAUUAGUUUCGAUAUGAAUCAGAAGAUUUUGGAUAUAUUCCCUUAAUUUAAAGGUUUUGGUGCUAAAAACAAACCUUUUCAAAAAAACAAAUUUCAAACUUUUUGUUUCAUUAAUUUUUUUAAUUUUUUUACCCUAAAAUUUGUUAAUAACAUUAUUAUCACUUUAACUAUACUUUUUACCUGAAUGAUUAUUAACAAAAAGUUUAAAAAAAUUUAAAAAAAUUGUGGAAACAAGAUUUUUUUGAUUUUAAGAAUCUCUAAUAGAAAUUACAUAAAAAGUUCUACGAUUGUAUAUACGAAUAUAUUAAAAAAAUAAGAUGAAGCUUUGUAAGGCAUUAUGAUCAAAAAUAGUCAGUCCACGUUAAAAAAAUUUUUUUAUUAAUAUUUUCAAAAUCUUAAUUAAAUUCAAAAUUAAAUUUUUCUUUAUUUUUUUCUAGAAAAUGUCAAAAAAAGCGAACUAGCCGCUUAAAUAAGUGGCGACCCGAAAAUUGGGCAAUCAGGGACUUACCAAAAAUUUCAGACCGGCGCCAGGGUAGCCAAGUGGUCAACGGCAUAUGACUUAUGUUCAUACGGAUUAAUCCUUCGCGGGUUCGAAUCCCGUCCCUGGCAAACCAUUUUUUUGCCGUUUUUUUCAAAUUUUUUUAUUUUUUUAAUUUUUUUAGAAUUUUUCAAUUUCUUUUUUUGUUGUUUUUGUUUUAGUCUCCGUCAUAAUUUUAAAUUCUCAAAAAAAUAUCUUAUUGGAAAAAUCAGUUCAUUUUUAAUAUCUUCAUAAUUUUAAAAAAAUUCAAAAAAAGCCAAACUUGGUAAAGGGAGUUAAUUUUUUUCAUUGCAAACGUUAUUAUUUAUUUAUUUUUUUGCUUUUUUUCGCAAAAACUAUAUUGAAAUUUUGAUUUUGAGAAAUUUUUUUAAAAAAAUCUUUCAAGAUCUUUCACUCUGAGAAUUGAAGUUUGGGUUAAAAAAAUGAUUAAUUGGUUUUUAAUAAGCUCUCAAUAAAGGGGAAAUCAAAUUUUAAGACUAUUUCGAAUAUUUUAUUAAAAUCAGUUUUGUUACAGGAAUCUCUGAUUCGCGAGAAAAAUCGCCGCCGGCGUCGACGUGAUUUGCGAUCGUUAUGUCUACAGCGGCGUCGCCUAUUCAAUGGCUAA